Molecule: messenger RNA, 720 nt
Organism: Xenopus tropicalis (tropical clawed frog)
Lineage: Eukaryota; Metazoa; Chordata; Amphibia; Anura; Pipidae
Gene: serf2
Product: small EDRK-rich factor 2
Exons: 3
Coding region: 130-303 (57 amino acids)
Source: RefSeq, a predicted model, not a curated record
UUUCGAGACAAACACUGAUGCCACGUGAUCAGGAUUAGCCAAUAACUGAGCACGACUGAGAGUGAACGGCUGCGGACGGAGGAGGAAGUUGGAGCUCGGCAGACGACUUGGUUACGGGACACCGGAGAGAUGACUCGUGGAAACCAACGUGAGCUUGCUCGACAAAAGAAUCUGAAGAAAAGCCAGGACAAGUCCAAGAAGCAGGAUGAUGGCUUGUCUGCUGCUGCACGGAAGGAAAGGGAUGCUCAAAUAAUGCAGGAAAAGCAGAAAAAGGCCCUGCAAAAAAAAGAUGAUGGGAAAUAGCCAAUGCGGAAUGCUACGACUUACAAUGGAAGACGACCGAUAAUUUCCAACGUGAUCCAAUGCUGGAUAAGGACUUUAACCUGACGCCCUUCCUUAACCACAGUGCUCUCUAUGCUAAGCACUGCGUUCAGCCUUUUCUCUGUCAUAGGCUAGUAGCAUAGCUCCCUUAUUGCCUCAUGUACAUACUAUAAAUACUCCACUUCAGCCUAAUUCACACUACUUUUCACUUUGUUUUCAUCUCUCCCCCGCUGAUGGCUCUCUAACUGCAUGCUUCUUUAGCAUUGGUUAAGUCUGCUCUAAAAAAUACAUGUUUUGAGGGAGUACCAAACAGAACAUGUCCAUUCAAAUGAAAAUAACCUCUCUUUUUGUAUUCACGGUGACCCAGUUGAAUAUUUAAUAAAGAAUUUUUUUCUGUGA